CUGCGAACCGGCAUGAUUUUCUGUGCGGUGGGUGAGAGUAAAUACCGGAAUAUCUCCCAUACCUACGCCAGUGUCACAGUGUGUAAAGUUUUGAUUUGGUGUUGGGGUGGCGUUGAAUGACUUCUGUUAUGAUUUAAAGAAAUACCAAUACGAUAAAUCUGUCAUGGCAGAUGAGGGUGAAGUUGUCCUGGUUACUGGUGGUUGUGGAUUUGUUGGUCAGCAUGUGGUCAAGCAACUGUUAGAGCAAGAAGAAUUUCCAGUGAAAGAAGUGCGAACCUAUGACCUACGACCUGUAUUCACAUGGGUGGAUGAAUUGGAAGUGAAAGAUACCGCCAUUCAGCUUCGGCAUAUUAGCGGAGACAUCACAGACCUGAAUGAUAUACGCAGAGCAUGUGAAGGAGCUACAAUUAUAAUUCACACAGCUGGAAAGGUGGAUGUUACAGCUUGCCCUAAUGUGCAUUCACUAAAUUUGGUUAAUGUAACAGGAACCGAGAAUGUGUUGAAAGCAUGUGUUGACAACAACAUCAGCAUCCUGGUCUUCACAAGUACUGUUGACGUAGUUAUCGGAAGUGAACCAAUAAUUAACGGGACAGAAUCAACGGUUGCAAUCCCUAAAUCUCACAACUUCGGUCCAUACGCUGAGACCAAGUAUAAAUCAGAGAAAAUAAUUCUACAGGCCAACAAUCUGAUUCUCGCAGACAAUAAGAAGCUGAAAACAUGCGCGUUACGCUUGCCUCCAAUGUACGGUGAAGGCGACCCUAAUUUUAGCGUACAGAUAAAAGCAGCAAAAAAGAGUGGAAAGAUGAUGCGUGUGUCUCAUAAAUCUUCUAAACUGCAACACCUGUACGCAGGUAAUGCUGGAUUUGCGCUUGUACUCGCAGCAAAUAUGCUGCGUAACCCCAAAUUUCUCACCGGACAGGCUUAUUUUAUCACUGAUGAAACACCUGUGACUAGCUUAAAUGAAUUCCUUAGUCCAUUUCUGGAAGAUUUAGGGAUUAAGACAUCUUCGUAUACGCUUCCAUAUUGGUUUUUAUAUCUAUUAGCGUUUAUUACUGAGCUUUUGGCUUGGAUUCUGCAACCUUUCAAUCUGAUUAAUCCGGUUUUCACAACUCAUGUGGUAUGGUAUAUUAACUCAGUUUUCUAUUAUAAUUCCUACUCAGCCAAGAAGGAAUUAGGAUACAUACCGGUUUAUGGCUAUGACGAAUCUAUAGGCCGUAGCUUAGAGUACUAUCGUAGAUACAGCUCAUCUCCAUGAGACCAAAGAGAACGAUCAUAUAAAUACUAAAAUUUAAAAAAUAAUAUUUUUUAUCCUAGUUCAUUUAUUGUAGUAUACAGUAUGUUAUUUAGUUUUUUAUUCAUUAAUGAUUUAUAUAUAAUUAUGAAGAAAAUUAAGAUGCUUUAUUUUCGAUAUUAGAUGUACAAAGAGCAUUUAACUAGAGACCCCAGGAUAAGGCUUCCACAGGCUUUACUACCCUCAGGACUCAGAGGGGCUACAUAUGGCCCAAGUCGGGUAAGGGAAAAGCCUCCGAACGUGUUGUCAUUUGUUACCCUUUAGAGGUGUAGUUUGUAAUAUUUAUUAACUUUCUGCUGUGGCCCUGUUCGACAGACUUGAGGCCCAUGCUUCUGGCAAAUAUAAAUACCAAUAAAUAUCCUAGGGCCCCUUAAGGUCAUAGGUGUUUCGUUACUGCUUGGUUUAUAGUAUAUAACCCAUAUUGUGGUAUUCAUUUUUUUUUAUCUUUUUUACAUUUGCAGCACCACUUCCUGUUGUAAUCCCACAGUAAUCUCACGGGAUUAGAGUAAUAUCACUUUAUUCAAGCAUAAAGACCUCCAAAUAGAAAACAAGAACAUUAAACAGUUAAGAUUUCCUGAAACUUGCAAUUUUAAUGGAUUUAACAAUAUGAGAGAAAUGAAAAAAAUGCUGUGAUGUUGUAAACAAUAAAAAAAAAAGUGGGCAUUAAGAGAUUUAUAUAAA
Messenger RNA from Anneissia japonica, 1972 nucleotides. Its product is annotated as 3 beta-hydroxysteroid dehydrogenase type 7-like. Bases 164 to 1255 code for a protein of 363 amino acids. The record is from RefSeq and is a predicted model, not a curated record. NCBI's taxonomy places the organism in Eukaryota, Metazoa, Echinodermata, Crinoidea, Comatulida, Comatulidae. Gene Ontology annotation, molecular function: 3-beta-hydroxy-Delta5-steroid dehydrogenase (NAD+) activity. Gene Ontology annotation, biological process: steroid biosynthetic process. The transcript has 4 exons.